CAAAAUGUUAUGAAGAAUUGGAAAAAAAAAAAUGGCAUGAUUUGAAAUCAGGGGGUUUGCAAUUCCGAAAGAGGUUGACGGGAUUUUGUUUUACUUCUUUUGUUUUAUACGGAUUUUGUUCCCCCCACGCUUUAUUAUAUGUGCUUAAGCAUUGCCUUUUGAACCAAAUCAUCUUUAUAUCAACAAUUUAGCUUCUGGAAACUCUUCGCUGCGCCGAAGUGAAAUUUUGAAAAGGAAGGAAGAACUGUUUGACGAGGGAUCAAACUUCAAAAUGACAAAGGUUCUUCUUACAGGUGGUUCUGGCUUCAUCGCCGCCCACAUCCUCGAACAACUCCUCGCCAAAAACUACACCGUCAUCACCACCGUCCGCACAAAGAGCAAGGCCGACCUGAUCCGACAAGCCCACGCAGACCUCGUCGAAAAGGGCCGCCUCUCCGUCGCCGUCGUGCCAGACAUUGCCGUCCUCAGCGCCUUUGACGACCUCGUCGCCAAGAUCGCCUCCGGCCGCGACGGCGACCUCGAAUACGUGAUCCACACAGCCAGCCCCUUAUUCUUCACCUUCACAGACGCCCAAAAGGAGAUCAUCACCCCCGCGCUCAACGGCACGCGGGGCAUCCUCGAGGCCGUCAAGCGGUCCGCGCCGUCGGUCAAGCGCGUCGUCAUCACAUCCUCCUUCGCCGCCAUCCUCUCGGAGGAGCACUUCACAGACCCAAACACCACCUUCUCAGAGUCCUCGUGGAACCCGGACACGGUCAAGGACGCCAACCGGUCCAUCGCCACGGGCUACCACGUCUCAAAGGUUGAGUCCGAGCGCCUGGCCUGGGCCUUUGUCAAGAACGAGAAGCCAAACUUCGACCUCGUCACGGUCAACCCGCCCUUGGUCCUCGGGCCCGUAGCCCACAGCCUCGCGUCGGUCGACGCCAUCAACGCCUCCAACGAGCGCAUUGCCGAUCUGCUGCGCGGCAAGUGGAAGACGGAGAUCCCAGAGACCGGCGCCGUCGACCUGUACAUUGACGUGCGCGACACCGCCGAGGCGCACAUCAAGGCCCUGGAGCUGCCCGAGGCGAGCGGCCACAGGCUGUUCCCCGUGGCGAGCAGGACGUCUAACCACGAGAUUGCAAAGAUCAUCCGUGACAAUUUCCCCGAGUUUGCGGAGAGGCUGCCCGGCCCGGAAGUCAAGGGCGGAGAGCACGUUGAUGAGACCAAGGCGUACAAGUGGAACUGCGAUGAGACCAACAAGCUGCUCAAGAUUGACUGGAUCCCUAUCGAGAAGAGCAUGGUUGAUACUGUCAACUCAUUGAAGGACAAGGGCAUUUAGAUUUAACAAACAUGAAAAAGACAAAAAGAACUUAUGACAUAGAGCAACAUAGUUAAGUUAUCAAUCGAAAGGAUUAUGUCUGUCUAU
Messenger RNA from Trichoderma asperellum CBS 433.97, 1405 nucleotides. RefSeq lists its product as uncharacterized. Lineage: Eukaryota; Fungi; Ascomycota; Sordariomycetes; Hypocreales; Hypocreaceae. The record is from RefSeq and is a predicted model, not a curated record. Gene Ontology annotation, molecular function: oxidoreductase activity, acting on the CH-OH group of donors, NAD or NADP as acceptor.